GUGGGAACUUCCAUGUAAGGCCAGGGACGUCCCUCCUUCUCUGCUCCGGCUCAUAGUGACCCUGAUCUGGUAAAGCCCCCAUCCUGCCCUGACUCUGCCAUGGGCACCAGGCUCCUCUGUUGGGCAGCCCUCUGCCUCCUGGGAGCAGAUCACACAGGUGCUGGAGUCUCCCAGUCCCCCAGUAACAAGAUCACAGAGAAGGGAAAGGAUGUAGCUCUCAGGUGUGACCCAGUUUCAGGUCAUAAUGCCCUUUAUUGGUACCGACAGAGCCUGGGGAAGGGCCUGGAGUUUCUAAUUUACUUCCAAGGCAAUGAUGCACCAGACAAAUCAGGGCUGCCCAGUGAUCGGUUCUUUGCAGAGAGGUCUGGGCGAUCCUUCUCCACUCUGAAGAUCCAGCGCACGGAGCAGAAAGACUCGGCUGUGUAUCUCUGUGCCAGCAGCUUAGCCACAGUGGGGCACAGUCACCUCCUUCCUGCUCACAAACCUCAUCCUUCUCUCUCCUUGCAGCUCCUGGAGACCCUUAACAGAGGCCUCCUUUGUUCCUCCCUCCCCAAGGGAAACAAGUAGAUUUGGACCUUGGCUGUCCUUAGGUUAGAAAGAAACCACAAAUUCACCCCUGGGACACAGCAACUGUAAAUGUGGGUGGUGGUAGCUUCCAAACCAGCCAUAAUAAUUCUGAGAGCUCUGUGCUCUUAGAAACUUCAGAGAACUCAUCAAUCCUUUCUGUGCUCAAACAUCCCUUUGUCCCCUCUAAGACCCUGACCCACUUUGUCCACGUGAAGAUCCUAUCAUGAAAACAGUGGGCUGUGCUAUCGUGCUCAUGCCUCAUUUCUAGGCGUUGAGUAUUAAGCACUGAAGAACUCUGAAAGUUGUGCUUCUGAGUCCAGUGAUGUGCUGGAGCCAGAUUUUCUGACUCACGAGAGACAAAUAAGCACACUCUUCCCAGCUCCCCAUUUGGUGAAGCCGUGUUGACAGCUUGAAAUCCACCAUGGGGCCUAUGUUGAUACAACAGAAAUUGGUGAAAGCUUCCACCACCCACAUGUCCCCACAUCCACAGACAGUUUACUAGCACAUCAUUGGAAUGCUUUCUGAGACAAUGAUGUCCCUGUUGCACCAUGUCUUGUGAGGCUAAAAGGACUCAGAAUUCACCUCCUUUCUGCUCUUCCUUUUAGAAACCAUGGUCUAAGAUGGCCUCAACUGACCUUAUUUCUAUUCAAUCUGCAAAUGCUCUUGUUUUGUGGGUCUGUGUCUCCUAUAAGCUGGUCUGGAACAUGACACCUAUUACGAAUGCAGCUAAAGGAAAUGGUGAACCAGCUCAUUAGUUUCAAAUCAUCCUCCCUUGCAUGGAAUACGUAGAUGCUGCAGUCACUGGGAGCAGAGAUGCGGAAGCAGCCGCUCUGGACUGCAAACCACUUUACAGCCAGCUGAUUCUUCAGUGGCACAGACACACCCUGGGGCAUGGACUAAUUGGCUUUGGAAACUAAGCAGCUCCACACCAGUCAGCAAUGACCUUGGAUCUAUUUUCCGAUGAGAGGUCAAAAAGAUCACACUCACUCUAAAUGUCCUCCUCUCCAAUAUAUAGUACAGCCCCCAUCCAUCUCAGUCCCUGGAGUUCAUCCAGAGCUCCCAGAGAAUCCCUGCUCUGGGGCAGAAUCACCAAGACUGGUCCUUGCCAGCUCCCCACAGGCUCCAGCAGGGCUUUCCUGCCAGGUGCAGGGCA
Callithrix jacchus (white-tufted-ear marmoset) is the source of this 1720-nucleotide messenger RNA. The record is from RefSeq and is a predicted model, not a curated record. NCBI's taxonomy places the organism in Eukaryota, Metazoa, Chordata, Mammalia, Primates, Cebidae.